UAAAAUUGCCACACUGCAAAAUCGGCAGCACUUGGCCCGUUUUAUUAUAUCUGCGGCGAUGGGUGGAUGUUUGCUUCUUGGUGCAGUCUUACUGCUGCUCAUGGGGUCCUUGCAAGCUGGAAGCAGUCGUUUGAAGUGCAGCCUGAGCUCCAAACUGUGCAAGGACGGCUCCGAGUGUGUCCUCUACAGCAAUGUGUGUGAUGGAGAGCCAGACUGCAAGGAUGGUUCGGAUGAAGAUGACUGUGCAUCCGAGUGCCACAGAGAUCAAUUUCAGUGUGCCCAUGGAAAGAAGUGUAUCCAAAAGGACCAGAUUUGCGAUGGUGUACCUCAGUGUCAGGACCGUUCUGAUGAACUGCAGUGUAUGAAGCAUACGGAUGACUGCGUUCACCACUGUGACAACAGGAAUCGCUGCUUGCCUGCAAGUUUCCUCUGUGACGGCGAGAAGGACUGUUUAGAUGGCACCGACGAGGCCAGCUGUGGAAACCUUGAGGAAGAUUGGUAUGAAAAGGAAGAAAAAAACAGCACAACCCCUGAUCUCCCUGUUUCUGGUGGCCCAUCUACCAACAUCAAGUGUAAUUUGGGUGCCAUACCCUGCAAGGACAACACAAAAUGUGUCCUCUACAACCAUGUCUGUGAUGGAGAAGUGGAUUGCAGCGAUGGCUCAGAUGAGGGAGACUGCGCAUUAGCAUGUGGAACAGACCAGUUCCAGUGUGCCCAUGGAAAGAAGUGCAUUGAGCAGAGCCAGGUGUGUGAUGGAGUGCCUCAGUGUCAGGACCGCUCAGAUGAAUUGGCAUGUGCCAAGCACAUGGAGGGCUGUGCUCACCACUGUGAUGACAAGAGCCGCUGCAUUCCCAACAGCUUCCUCUGUGACGGAGAGAGGGACUGUUUGGAUGGCAGUGACGAGGCAAACUGUGCUGAAGAGAGCUGCAGUGCCACGGAAUUUAAGUGCACCAGUGGCCAGUGUGUGUCGGCUAUAAUGCGUUGCGAUGGAAGCCUAGAUUGCUGGGACCGCUCAGAUGAGGAGGGCUGCCCUAAAGCACCGGUCUGCACAACCAAACACCGCUGUCCCGUGAGCAGGGAGUGUUUGUUGCCAGAGUGGAUCUGUGAUGGAGAUCGGGACUGUAAAGAUGGCACUGAUGAGAAGGAUUGUCCUGUGGUUCCACUGAACUGUGGUGAGUUCCAAUGGUCUUGUAAAUCCAAGACCAAGUGUAUCCCUACAGCCUGGAGGUGUGAUGGCAUGAAGGACUGUGACGAUGGCAGUGAUGAGACUGAAUGUGGGGUGGUGCCAUGCUUUCCUCACCAGUUCCAGUGUGGAAGUCAGGAGUGCCUGGAUCCGUCUUUGGUGUGUAGUGGCAUGACCAACUGCGCAGAUGGCUCCGACGAGGGAGGCAGCUGCCAGAUAAACUGUGCAGAGGCAGAUGACAGCCGCUGUUCCCAGAGCUGCUAUAGCACACCACAAGGAACGCGUUGUCACUGUAAAGCAGGAUUCAGGCUCACUGAGGACGGGCUUACCUGUGCUGAUAUUGACGAGUGUGAAGGUCCGAGCCCAGGUGUGUGCAGUCAGCUGUGCGUCAACACUCCUGGCUCUUACAGAUGUGACUGCCACCCAGGCUUCAUAAUGGAGGCAGGUGAACACCACUGCAAGAUCCCAGGUGAACCUUACCUGUUGUCGUCAGUCAAGACAGACCUGUUUGUGUUUGGACUGCGCAGUGGCAGCCUAGAUGUGUUGCCUUCCUCUGCCAAAAAUGCCAUCCUGUCUCUGGACUACGACUGGAGGGACCAGAGGGUCUUCUGGGCCAGUCUGGACACUGAGAGCAUCAGGUGGUCCUCGCUAGACCAGAAGACCAUGGGAACUCUGAUUAAAGAAGUCCGUGCUGAUUCUGUAGCUGUGGACUGGCUCGGCAGGAACAUGUACUGGAUUGAUGGGAUGAACAGUCAGAUUUUUGCCAUCAGACUGGGCACAGGCACAGUGAAAUCCCAGGACCAGAGUGUCAUCUUGGAUGAAGACCUGGAUCAGCCCCGCUCUCUGGCCCUCCUGCCACAAAAAGGGCUGAUGUUUUGGACAGAGAUUGGUAAUGUAGUGAAGAUUGAGCGGGCUGGCAUGGAUGGGUCAGAGAGGAUGGCGGUGGUGAACUCCAGUCUGGGCUGGCCUGGUGGCGUGGCUGUGGACACUGACAGAGUCUACUGGACAGAUGAAAGACUCGGGGCAAUUGGAUCUGCGACAUUGGAUGGAGAUGAUAUCCGGAUCUUACAGAUGAAAGAGACCACCAACCCAUUUGCUCUGGCAGUGUUCAAUGACAUGCUCUACUGGUCUGAUGCCAAGAAGCGAGUGGUCCAGGCCGCUCAUAAAAUCUCUGGCAAAAAACAUCAAAUUCUCAUGAAAAGACAUAAACAACCUUUUGGUGUGAAGAUAAUCCAUCCAUGGCUCCAGAUGGGUAGCCAGAGCCCCUGUGAGAAGAGGGAAUGUUCCCACAUGUGUGUGUUGGCCCCUGGACCCAAGGCUGUGUGCAAGUGUCCCUCUGGUCUUUUACUGGCUGAGGAUGGCCUGACCUGUUCCAGCCUGGUCAAUUCAGCGUUCCUGCUGAUGCUGUCUCCUUCCACUGUCACCCAGAUUUACUUGCAGUCCCGAAACAGAGCAGCAGAGCUGAAGGGCUGGCCAGAACACCUGGCCCUGCAGUUGCCCAGUGUCAAUGAAGCUGCAAUCAUGGACUACAACCUACAUGACCACACCCUAUUCUUGACUGAUGAUGGCACAAAUUCUCUCAGCUCUUUCAAACUCAAGGAAUCAAACUUGGCAUCCCAAGGGCAGCUUCUCAAGCUCCUGGGUGACACUAUCACUGCCAUGGCAUUGGACUGGGUGACAUUAAACGUCUAUUGGAGCAGCAAUAAACAGCCCCGCCUGCUGGUCACCUCCAUCAAGGGUGCGCACACUGCUGUUCUCUUAAAGGAAGGUAUUGGAAGAAUAGGAUCCAUUGCCAUUCACCCUCCCAGUGGAAGACUCUGUUUCACCAACCUGGGUUUGCAGGGUACAGGUACAGUGGCUACUGUGGAGUGUGCCAACAUGGACGGUGCUGAGCAGAGGGUAGUGUGGAAGGAUGCUGUCCAGCCCACAUCUGUGGUCUUCUCCAGUAAUGGGGAUGCAAUUUACUGGGCUGACACCGCUUUAGGGGCCAUUGGCUCUGUCCAGCUUGAUGGCUCUAGAUACAGAGAGAUGAAGGUCGGUGAUGGCCUGACUGCUGUGGCUCUGAGUGAUGAUACACUACUCUGGAUGACUGUCAAUGACAAGACCAGACUCUGGUACAGAGAUGAGCAGCAGCAGAGCAAGUUGUGGUUUGAAGUUGGCACACAAGUGGUCAGCAUGAAGGCAUUUAGCAAGUCAAGUCAGUCUGGUUCCAAUCAGUGCACAGAAAACAAUGGCAACUGCCAGCAUUUUUGCCUCGCCACUUCAGGAGGUCGGACAUGCAGGUGUAGCCACGAUCACAUCCUUAUGAAUGCCACCCACUGCAGCUUGGAUCAGGGCUGCCCAGUGGGCAGUAGGCCAUGUCUGGAUCAACUCUCAUGCCAGCCUGUUGAGAAGUUCUGUAACGGGCAUGUAGACUGCUCUGACCACUCUGAUGAGAACUGCGUCAAUCUGAAGCAGUGGUCAGGAGUCAAGGUCUUUGCUCCCAUCCAGCCUCGCAGCUCAUCUCUUUCUCCCUCCCCUUUCCCCCCUCUGUUUAAAACCACUGAUCUGAAAACCACCCUGAAUGUCAGCAGCCGGCUCUUGAACCUGGAUGCCCAGCAGUGCAGCCAGAGACAUUGCAGUAGCAAUGGGCACUGUGUGAAAAUCAAUGGGGACACCACAUGCGCGUGUUCACUUGGUUACAGCGGUGAUUCCUGUCAGGACAAUAUCUUGAAGACCAUGCAGGGUCCAAUCAUCUAUGGCACUGCAGGGCUUUGUGUAGGCAUGCUGGUCAUUGCUGUGAUGGCAGUGGUGGUCAAGAGGAAGAAGAGGACCAACAUGAGGAGUGCUACUCCAGCAGCUGUGAAGGGAACAAGUAUGACAGACCUGGAGAAUAGAGCUGAGACCACCCCCAGCACAAAAACUGCAGACACAGAGAAACAAGAGGACGUGGUAUUGUCUGUGGACUGAGGCUGACGAUGUGGGCAUGUGAUGUUUUAAAUAAAGUUUUCAUUGUCAA
Scophthalmus maximus (turbot) is the source of this 4181-nucleotide messenger RNA. It is a transcript of the gene lrp13a, whose product is annotated as low-density lipoprotein receptor related-protein 13. The transcript is spliced from 21 exons. The coding region runs from base 59 to 4132 and encodes 1357 amino acids. NCBI's taxonomy places the organism in Eukaryota, Metazoa, Chordata, Actinopteri, Pleuronectiformes, Scophthalmidae. The record is from RefSeq and is a predicted model, not a curated record. Gene Ontology annotation, molecular function: calcium ion binding; protein binding.